AUGGAUUUGAACCAGACAGACGUGGUGGACCUCUCCCACCCGCUCUCCCCUCUGACCAACUGUACCUUCAACACCAGCUACCGCUUCACCUUCUACCAGGUGUCCUACAGCGUCAUCCUUCUCCUGGGGCUGGCCACCAACGGGCUGGCCCUGUGCAGACUGUGGCUCUCCCCCCGCACCCUCACCAGCACUGCCGUCUACAUGGCCAACCUAUCUGCUGCAGACCUGUUCUUUGUGGUGUCCCUGCCCCUGAGGAUCUACUACCACCACAAGGCCCAGGCCCACUCCCAGGCUCUGCCCACCUCCUGGACCCCUGGAGGGAUGUUCUAUCAGCUGACCUUCACCCUCAAGUAUCAGUCUGUAUGGAGGGAUCUUCUUCCUGGUCUGCAUCGCAGUGGACCGUUGUGUUGCCAUAGUGCAUCCUCUGGUGGCACCUCCUCGCAGGCUGUGUGCAGCGCGGCUGCUGAGUGGAGGGAUCUGGGUGGUGGUGCUGGGGCUUAGUGUGUCCCUACCACUGCUGCGGCCCACCGCCACCAGCCCUGUCUUCUAGACCUGUCGUCCCAGCGCCAGCGCUCCUUCAUCCUCGUGGCUCUGGGUCUGGUGCAGGGUGCCCUACUGCUGCUCUUCAGCUACUGCAGCGUGCUGCGCCAGCCUCGACACCGCUCCCGCUCACAGCACCGCAGCCGCCAGCGCACCCUCACCAUCAUCUACUGGGUGUUGGGGGUCUUCCUGCUCUGCUUCGUCCCCUACCACCUCAACCUGCUGGGCUACACCCUGACCCACGUGGGCCUGCUGCCCAGCUGUGGCCUGGCCCGGGCCUGCACCCAGUGGUGUUGUCCCUGGCCAGCUCCAACUGCUGCCUCAACCCACUUGUCUACUACUUCUCCUCCAGCCUGGUGCAUAGGGAGCCCAACAGCAGCACAGGCAGCAGCCAAUGAUGAGGAGCAAUGCUGGGGCUGCCCUCAGAGAGAUUGUCGAUUCUAUUACAGUACGAUCUAUAAUCUAUACAUGCAGAAUAAAGUCCCCCUGACAUUAAUAAUAAGCACUGGCUUUGAGGUGUUAAACUGCUGA
Molecule: messenger RNA, 1071 nt
Organism: Coregonus sp. 'balchen'
Lineage: Eukaryota; Metazoa; Chordata; Actinopteri; Salmoniformes; Salmonidae
Source: the annotation of a GenBank genome assembly